This is a messenger RNA of Strongylocentrotus purpuratus (purple sea urchin), 5597 nucleotides long. RefSeq lists its product as uncharacterized. The record is from RefSeq and is a predicted model, not a curated record. NCBI's taxonomy places the organism in Eukaryota, Metazoa, Echinodermata, Echinoidea, Camarodonta, Strongylocentrotidae. Gene Ontology annotation, molecular function: aspartic-type endopeptidase activity. Bases 319 to 3240 code for a protein of 973 amino acids. Gene Ontology annotation, biological process: proteolysis. The transcript has 2 exons.
UCAUUGAAACAGCAGUUUCUUUAAUCAUUUUUCUUGAUCUGUUUUUUAGAUGUUGUUUGAAACUUGAAGACACCGUAACAUGAGUUUUUUUGCAGACACAUUACGUUCCAGAGAAAGUCAAAGUACGAGUAUUCCGGUGGGACGGAAAGUCCCCAAAUUUGUCCUUUUACGUAGAGUUUACCGCCGCCCAUAGAAUUGAAUAAAACAGUUAUGCAAUUUACAAGCGGCGUCCGGUCUCAUUUAUCGAAUGAUCCAUCAAUUCAAUUCUUGAAGUAACCAGGGGUCACCGCAGAGCAGAGAGUUCCUGAUCCAUUCAAGAUGACAGAUACAAAAUCCCUGAAGCUAAGACGUCGAGGAAAAAAGGGACGUUUUACAAGAUACAGCAACACCCUUUCCACAAUUAUAGAAGCCAGCAGACCAGAAACAGAAGUAAAGGAAGCACUUGAACACUUCCAAUCAGCGUUUGAAGAAGUACAGACGGCACACGAGGAGUUUGCUGAGCAGAUAGUUGAUGAUGCAGAAUUUGAAAUCGAAGAACGAUGGAUGAACGAAAUCCAUAGUGAGUUCAGCAGGCUAAAGAUUGAAUGUAAGCAGUACUUACACCGAGUAGAGCCUCAGGAAACAUCAACACCGCCCCCCUCCAGUUCAACAUCAGCACCGCCCCCCUCCAGUUCAGCAUCAGCACCUUCAUCAUCAGGUACGUCGUCUUUCAAGUUAGAGAAGUUGAAACUUCCAAAGUUCAAGGGAGAUGUUCGAGAAUAUAACAUUUUUAAGACAGACUUCGUGCAUCUUUCCAGUAUCUACACAGAUAGAGAUGCUGUCACUCUACUGAGAAGCUGUUUAGAGGGAAAGCCAGCAGAAAUGUUGAGAGGAGUCAGUGACUAUAAGGCUGCAUGGAAGUUCCUUGAUGCAAUUUAUGGAAGUCACCGGUUCUUAGCUGAUGCUGUGCUUAAUGACAUCAAUACAUUCAGAGCAUUGAGAGAAGGAGAGGAUGGUCGGUUUUGCGAGUUGACACAGCUUGUCCUCCGGAGUCACAACACUAUGAAAGAUGUUGGACACGAAGCAGAUAUGGACAAUCCCCAAGUGCUAGCAACGAUAGAAAAAAAGCUGCACAUUGAAGACAAGAAGGUUUGGUUCCGUCAUCUAAACACGAAGGACUCUGAAGCAUCCGUAUCCAUGCUCAUAGAUUGGAUGACAGGGGAAAUGACUGCAAGAAUCAGAGCUACAGCCCCGAUCAGAGCAGCAAAGACAAGUCAGCAAAUACAUCAUAUCAAGACUGAAGAGAGAGAUACAACAAGGCCAGAUACAACCAGGCAAGACACAACCUUCCGUACCAAACUUCCGCCAAAGUGUUGGAUCUGCCAAACAGAUACCCAUUGGGUUGAUCAGUGUCAGAAGCUCAUUACUAUGACACAACCAGAGAGGCUUAAGCUAAUGAAGGAGAAUAAAGCCUGCUUCAGUUGCUUGAAGAAAGCAGGCAAGGACCACAGAAUGAGUAACUGUAGAAGGAAAAGGCAGUGCAGUGAAGGUCAGUGUAGAUAUUUUCAUCAUCCCCUUCUACACUUGGACGAAAGGAGUAGCAGUGUAACUGUAGCAUCCAACAUUGCAGUUGCGUCCAAUUAUGCAGAGAGAGAAGCAAUGCUGCCAGUUCUUGAAGCAGAGAUAAUGGGGCAGAAGGGUUCCAGUAAGGUGAAGGGGAAUGUCUUGAUAGACUCAGGAUCUCAAGUCAGUGUUAUCAAGCAGUCCGUGGCAGAUAAACUGAAUCUUCAGGGUACUAAAACUGCUAUAACAAUCAAGAAGAUAGGCGGACAGGAAGAGACUGUAGAAACCCAUGUCUACAAAGUUCCAGUCAAAGCUGUAGAUGGUAAUUCGCCAACUUACAUGAUACGAGCAGUAGCUCUACCCUUCAUAAGUGAUGUGGAUGAAGUGGACGUUAAAGAAAUAGCAGAAGUACUGAAAAUCGAUCAUCAAAGUAUUCAUCGCAGAGGUGGAGAUAUCGACCUGUUGAUUGGCAUAGAUCAUCCUACCCUUCACACAGGUCGAACACGACAAGCAGAAAAGUUAGUUGCGAGAAAGUCCCCAAUAGGUUGGGUAGUGUUUGGGCCUAAUCAAUCCUCAUCUGCUACUAGCAGGGUCCUCCAUGUCCAGUUAGCAUCACCAGUGGACCUACCUGUAUCAGACUUCUGUAACAUCGAAAGGAAAGAUAGGUGUCUAACACCACCAACAGCAGAGCAGAAACCUACGUUGUGUGUUUUCUCAGAAGCGUCAGAAAGCGUAUAUGGAACAUGUGCUUAUUUGAGAUGGCAGCUCACGAACGGACAGUUUCAAACCAAAUUCGUCACAGCUAAGUCGAGAGGAGCUCCCUUGAAAAGGCUCACGAUACCAAGACUAGAGCUACAAGCAUCAGUAAUGGCAACCAGACUAAGUGCGCCGAUCAAGAGAGAGCUGAAGUUGGAUUUGGAAAGGACAAUAUAUUUUGUCGACAGCAUGAUCGCAUUAUCGUGGAUCAGAAGUCAAGCCAGAAACUUCAAGCCGUUUGUUUCAGCCAGAAUAGGGGAGAUUCAAACUAACUCAGAUCCACAACAGUGGAAGCACGUGCCUGACCCGUUGAACCCAGCAGAUGACAUUUCAAGGGGUAUAACCAUUGAUAAGCAUGAAGGUAGAUUGAAGAGUGGGCCAGAAUUCAUCUGCUUACCCGAGGAACAGUGGCCUGAAGAAAGAGUUCAACCGGAUCCAGUCGAGAUCGACGAAGAGAAACGCAGCAUCAAGAGAGUCCUCCACAUAACUGAAGCGGAGGUAAUAGAUUGUUCAAGAUUCUCAAGCUGGAGGAGACUUGUACGGGUAACGGCCUACAUACUGAGAUUUGUUCGCCAAUUGAAGUCCAGAGUUCGGAAGAAGCAGGAUGAAGCUACAGCAACCGACACAUCGUUGACGCCAAAUGAGCUUGAUGAUGCCGAGACCCAAUGGAUUCAACACGCUCAGAAAUCGUUACGCGAGAGAUUGAAGUCUGUGGAUCUGAAAUCACCGAGUCCGUUCAUAGAGAAGGAAGUAGUCCGUGUAGGAGGGAGAGUCGACAAAGGUUCAAUGUCAUAUGAAGAUAAGCACCCCAUUCUCCUACCGCGUAACCAACUAAUCUGCUUUCUUAUCACGUGUCAUUUCCAUGACAAGGGUCAUGAUGGAGUAGCGUCGAUAGUGGCUAAAGUCAGAAGGAGAUAUUGGAUCAUAAGGGGCAUAGGUUAGCUAAAACCAUCAAAUACAGGUGUGUUAAGUGUCGAUCUAUUGAGCACAAGAUCGAAAGUCAGAAGAUGGCAGAUUUGCCUCCAGAGAGAGUGGCCCCAUUUACCCCACCGUUUCAUUAUUGUUCAUGUGAUUAUUUUGGACCAAUUAAUGUAAAGAUUAGCAGGAACAAAACCGCAAAGCAUUACGGGGUAAUAUUUACAUGUCUCAAUACACGAGCUGUGCAUUUAGAGUUGGCCGUCGAUUGUUCAACUUCAGAGUUCCUACAAGUGUUUCGCAGAUUUUUCGCGAUUAGAGGACAACCAGCCCGUAUGUUUAGCGAUAAUGGUACACAGUUUGUAGGCGCAGAAAGAGAACUGCGAGAAAUGGUGAAAGGUUGGAACGAUCAGGAGUUGAAGGAUUUCUGCGCUGAACGUGGAACUGAGUGGAGAUUCAUAACGCCUCAAGCGCCUCAUCAGAACGGCACCGCAGAGUCGCUUGUUAAAAGUUGUAAAAUCGCAUUGAAAAAAGCGAUAGGAAGUCAAGUGUUGACACCGUUUGAACUCCACACAUGCCUACAAGAAGUCGCAAACUUGGUCAAUCAACGACCAAUAGGAAGAUCGCCCAAUGACCCAGACGACGGUGCGUACUUAUGUCCGAAUGACAUGUUGUUGGGAAGGUCUUCUUCUAAGAUACCUCAGGGUCCUUUCAAAGAAACUAAGAAUCCUAAUCAUAGGGUAGAAUUUGUUCAACGUAUUGUGAAUGAAUUUUGGAAGAUAUGGAAUAGAGAUGUGUUCCCAUUGUUAGUUCCGCGACGUAAAUGGAACACAGAGAAACGAAAUGUACGAGUUGAUGACGUAGUCAUGGUAGCUGACCAUAACGCGGUCAGGGGCAAGUGGACAAUAGGCAGAAUUGUUCAUGUCUAUCCUGGGUCAGAUGGGAAAAUUAGGAAUGUGAAAGUGAAAACUGUAAGCACUAAGCUUAACAGACCAAUAACUAAAAUAGUGGUCAUUUAUCCAUCUGAGGGAUAUGAAGUUUGAGUGUGAUGUAGGUUAAAAGAUAAGGACUAUAAUUGCCCUCAUCUGGGCGGGGAGUGUGUUUCAUUGAAACAGCAGUUUCUUUAAUCAUUUUUCUUGAUCUGUUUUUUAGAUGUUGUUUGAAACUUGAAGACACCGUAACAUGAGUUUUUUUGCAGACACAUUACGUUCCAGAGAAAGUCAAAGUACGAGUAUUCCGGUGGGACGGAAAGUCCCCAAAUUUGUCCUUUUACGUAGAGUUUACCGCCGCCCAUAGAGUAAGUUUAAAUCAUGAAAUACUCAAUACUUAUUUAUUGAAGGAUAAAAAUGUGUAGAUUAAUUCAAUGUUGAGAUAUAAACUGUGCAAGAUUUUGUGUCAACGUGUCAGAUUAAUUUGGUAUGUGCGUACAGUUUCAAAUAGGGCAUUGUGCGCACUGUUAAGACUUUACGUCUAUCGGUCAAGUGAAAGUUGUUGUUUAUUUCGAAAAGCCGUAAAUUCAGUGGAAAUUGUAAUUUAACGUAGAGACACAAAGUAUUGCACAGAUAUAGUUAGAAGUGAGUGUAAAUGGAGUGAGAUAUUUGAUUAUAGCUUAUUUACAUAAAAAUGAUGAAAACCAAGAUUGGUUUUAAGAGUAAGAGUUAAUUUCACCAUGCAUGAAAUCUGGCUUGCAAAAAGUAGGUCACUGCUAUUAGGGUCAUUCACAAAGUGAAGUGUCUAGGACCUGAUAUUUAGUUUGUAAAAAUACUGCAUGCAUAUUGAACUUUGGUUGCUCAUAUGAACAAAGAACUUGGUUUAUUUGGAGAAAGUAAACAUGUACGUAUAACAGGCAAUUUAUGCAAGUGUAUGAAUUAAAAGGUUUAGUCUUGGCAAAUUAAAGAAUGCCAUGCUAUUUGUAUAAAUUCAUAAAAGAAAACACUUAAUGAGUGCGCAUAAAUUGUAUGCAAAUUUCUAAAGAAUAAUUUGGUCAUUUGGUUGUAUCAAAAGGAAAGGAGAUUUACAAGUUUGAUAAAUUCUCAUUUUGGCUGAGUUUGAAAAUCAGCAACAGUUAUUUAGCAAGGUGGAUUGAAUGCAAAGGAAGUCAUGUUUGCUUCUGCGCAUAAUUAUUUAGGUCAGUUGUGAAAGUCACUUUGACAGGUGUAUGUGACAAGCUAUUGGAUUAAGGCGUUGCAUGUAUAUGCACAUGCUUGUGCUCUGAACAUCAUGGAGUUAAUUUUGGGUUGAGAUUUUUGGCAAGACAUACAGUGAACCAUUCAAUGAAAUAUCUUGUGUGUAACUCUAUGACUGAAUAUCUGAAUGCUAACACCGGAUUUUCUAUCUGUAUCUUCUUUUUGAUUACAGAUUGAAUAAAACAGUUAUGCAAUUUA